UAUUAUAGUUGGUUACGCACCGAUUUAAACGCAACCCAACCAAAGCAAAGCAUCACAAGAAAGAAAGAAAACCAUUCGUAAGGAUUAUAUAUACAAAUACAUAUACAUACGAUUCAGCAUUCAAGCUGAAAUCCAUCCACAUCUUCAAAAAUGGCCAUGGUGGAAACAAGUCCUAACUAUGCCUUUUGGCAAGAGGAGCAACUGAGAAGAUUAGACAUGGAAGAUUACUGGGCACGUAGGGAACAAGAGCUUCUCCCACCCGUCCGCGCACCGCAGGGACAUCUCCCGACGUUGGAGAUGAAAAGAGAUGAAUGGGCUGCGCUCUAUCGACCCAUCAUGGAAGGUAUAGAGAGGAAUCAGGGAGUAAUUGAUAAAAAUGGUGUAGAAUUUAUCGGGCAGCAAUGUGUCAAGAUGAGAGAAUUACUCUUGAGGACGCAUCGGCAGACUCUUCAAUAUCGAGCUAAAGGACGCGUGUGGAGGGGUUUGCGAAAUCGUUCUGAGCAGUAUCUUUUGGAGUUUCGGAGAGCAACGCAGUAUUACUUUGCGAAUCAGAAGGAUGGUGGAGAUCAGAAGAUGGAUCCGGCUAUUUUUCAAACCGCCGUUGCGGAUUUUCAUGCCGCGCUUACUACUACGCUUAGGGUUCUUCGUAUGGCUUUGGGAGAGGAAGAGAUUCAGGUGGAAGCUAAUGAAGUUGAUUAUGAUUCGGAUGGCGGGGAGCCUAUCAUUAAUCUGAGGAUUAAUUAUAGUACACCUCAGCCAUUCAGUGAUCUUGUACAAGGGAUCAUCGAGAUGACAAAUUUGGCACAAAAAAGAGGAAUGAAUAAGUCUGGGGCUGUUGCUAUAAUUCGAGAAGAAUCGAUAGAAGAGAAGGGGAGACUACUGGAGAGAGUGAAAGAUCAGACCGAAGAGAUUGAGAAGUUGGAGAGACAAAGGCAAGAUUUAGUCAAUGCACGAGGUGCCCCUCCGCCUGGUUCAAAUUGUGCAAGGGAGAAAGCCGAAAUCGAUCGUUUGGAUAAUGAAUUGAGUAAAGCGUGGGCAAAACAAGAAGAACUGAAACGACAAUGUGAUCAACAAACCGAAUAUAUCGAGGCCUUAUCAAGAGGCCAUAGGCCCGUGGAGGCCCGAGGCGACGAAGCAGAUGGUGUUCAUCUCUCCAACACCAUCUUUGACGAAUUGUGCAAACAUUUCGAAGGCUACCAUGAUAACGCAGAGCAAUCUUUAGCCAGGGUCAAAAUGCUCGAGGACAGUUUGCGAAGUGUCAUACUUCAUCCCGACGAAGAGCAGAGGAAAAAAAUGAGUGAAAAGUUGAAAGAAGAGUUGGCCAAAACCCGAACUCUUAUGACUGCUAAAAAUACCCUCGUUUCCGAUCUACGAAGACAAUUAAUUGAUGCUAAGUCAGCCCUCAAAAUAUUGCGAGAGAGCCGCCAUGGGGCAUCGGGGAAACUGGAGGAAGUGAUCGCGCAAAGGGAUGAUGCUGUUCAAAAGUACGAGUCGGUCAUGAGACUGGAGGCUCACUUAAAAGAGAAUGGAGCUGGUAUUUCGAAGGAGGUAAGGACCAGAUUAGAGGAAGAGUUGAACGUUUACGCAGCGAGGAUUACGGAAUAUGAAAAAGAUUUCUAUCUUGCAAAGAAGAGCGUAGAAGAUCUUCAGCAACAAAUUGUGGAUAGAGAUGCACAAAUUAGAGGUUUGAAAGCCAUGCUUGAGUAUGAUCGUGAUGCAAGCAGAGAUCGACAGGAAAUCCAGGAUCUCAGAGAGAGAAUUAUCGGCAUGACGCAUCUUACCGACAAUUUACUCGCUAAAAAGGCUAUGGAGGAUUAUGUGGAUCUGGUUGAUCCCGAUUACCACACUAGCGAAGCCGAUCAAAAGGAGAUGGAUCGUCUCAGAAAAGAACUGGAAGACUACAAGGAUGUAAAUGUUAAAAACGCCCAAGAACUGAACGAAACGAUAGCAAGUUUACGAACAGAAAUUGCAAAGUAUCAAAAAACCAUCGCUACUCUACAAGCUGAAAAUGAUAAAUUGAGGGCGCAUCCUCCCGACGAGGUUGAUCCCGAUGGUCCUCUUGCCAAAGCCAUUGAUGAUCUUGCGGAGCGGGACAAACACGUCACGGAAUUGGGUGUUCAAAUUGCCGAUAGCAGUAAGAGACAUGAAAUGGUAGUAAAGGAGCUUCAGGCGAGACUCGACGAUGCGAGAUUAAAUGCCAGUGGUAUCUCGCCCGAGGGGCUUAGAGCUUUGAGGUGGGAUCUGGCCGAUUUUAAAAGACGGCAUGAGGAUGAUCAAAUCAAGAUUACAAGUCUGGAGGGACAGCUCGAUGCUUCUGAUCGACGUGGUCAGCAUCAGGGGAAACAAUUAGAAAGGUAUAGACACAUUGUCAAGACGGGUGAGGGAACUGCCGCGGCGGCAAGCAGGAAACUCGACGAACAGAGAACAGCUGAGCCUGAGCCCGAGAAUGAAGCAUUGGAAGAAGAGCUGGAUAAAGCAGAGAGGGCAAGAGAAAAGAAAGCGGCGAACGAUAGAAAGGCAGCCGAAGAAAUACAUGAAAAGCAAUUGGAGGAAGCGGCAGCUGAUCAAGCCCUUAGAGAUGAAAGUGUAGCAUCGUUUGAUUCCAAUGAAGAGAUCAAUAAGGAACAUAUAGCCAGAAUUAAAGCUCAAGGAGACUUACUUAGGAAACGGGAUCAAGAGCUCCGAGAUCUCCAAAUACAGUUUAAUGUUGCGCAGCGAACUCAACAGAGUCUCCAGAAACAACGAGAAGGGUUCCAACAACAAAUACGAGAUCUUCGAAGAGAUAAUAGGGGGCUUCGAGAAGCAAAAGAGGAUGCAAAUCUCGGUCCUGCAGAUGAUUCCGACAAGAUCACCGAGCUGGAGGCCCGACUUAACGAGCUGGAAACAGAUCUCGCAACGGGUAAUGAGACUGGUGCUACGCUUCAAUUACAGAGAGAUGCAGCUAUCGCAGAGAAUGAGGAAAAUAAGCAGAGAAUGGCUGAUCUACAGACAGCACAUGACGCAAGUAUGUUACUCCUUUUAUGUUUGUCAUUCCUAUUAUCAUUACCAGUAACUAACACAUAAACUUAGUGGCUGGCGAGGGCCCUAAACUAGGAUUGAAACGUAUCAAGACUAGGAUUGCCAAUCAAGCCAAAGCAACCAAGGCCAGGAAUAUUGCGGCUAGAGAAGCUGAAGAAGCUGAAGAAGAGGCUGCUAGGGAAGAGGCUAGAAAAGCUAAAGAAGCUGCAGAUGAAGCUGCUUGGGAGAAGGCUAGAAAAGCGGCAGAAGAAGCUAAGAAACAGAAACCACCACCUAAAGAUGAUAAGAAUGAUAAAGGUGAUGACGAUGAUAACCAAGGGGCGGCUGGAGGGGCUGCUGAAGGAGCUGGAGGGGCAACUGAAGAUGGUUCUGGAGAGAAUGAUACUGGAGAAGAUCAGGCCCCAAGACCACGUACUACAACCGGGCGGGCCCCUAAAGCAAAGGCAAAAGCACCCGGUAAGGUAAACACAGCUCAACCUAAACCAGCUCCUGAAAGCGAGGUUGAUGAGCCUGACGCCGGUGCCGACGAAUUAGCGGGAAUUCCUUCUCCGACAGGUAGAGUAACUCGAGCCAGAGCCAAGACUCUAGCGUCCAUGACAGUAGAAGAAAAGUUACGACAGGCCGCCGAAGAAAGGCAAAAGCUAGAAGAUGAAGAGAAGGCGAGAGAGGCGGUUGCUCAACAGAAACGGGAAGAAAAAGCGUUGAAAGAUGCGGCAAAGCUAGCCAAAGCCCAAGCGGCAAAGGCUGCUAAAGCUAAGAAGGCUGAAGACCUUGCAGCAAAGAAAGCUCAGAAAGCCGCAGACGAUGCAGCAAAGAAAGCUAAGAAGGAGGAGGAACUUGCAGCAAAGAAAGCUAAACAGGCAGCAGAUCUAGCAGCAAAGAAAAUUCAGAAAUCCAUAGACGAUGCAGCAAAGAAGGUUCAGAAAGCCGCUGAUGAUGCAGCAAAAAAGGCUAAGAAGGAGGAGGAACUUUCAGCAAAGAAAGCUGAAAAAGAAGCGGAAGGUGUGGCGGAAGAACAAGCUGAGGAGGAAGAGAGCAAAGAGGAUGGGAGGAAAGAAGAGAAAGAGAAAGAGGAAGAACCGCCUGCCGAACCACCUCGCAAAAAGUCGAAAGCCAAUACAGGUCGAGCAGCCCCUUCAGCACCAGCACCAGCGCGCAGGAGAAGAAGAGCCCCUAACAGGGCACUCCCAGCUGCAGACGCGGCUUCCCCAACACCAGAGCCAGCAACAGAGCCAGCGCCAGCACCAAGGAGGAGAAGAGUUCCUGCUAGAGCAGCCCCAGACGCAGCCUCCCCAGCACCAGAGCCAGCGCCAGCACCAAGGAGAAGAGCCAAUGCCAGGGCGGCCCCAGCCGCAGACACGGCUUCCCCAGCGCCAGCGCCAAGGAGAAGAAGAGCCCUUGCCAGAGCAGCGGCAGCGGCAGCCGCAGCUCCCGCACCCGAGCCGGAUGAGGCACCUAACAUGAACGAUGCUGAUGAAUUUGAGGUCGAACCGGAUCUAGAAGCAGAGGUAAUCGAAACCGUAUCCGCAAGCGCGACAUUUGCUGCCGAACCACGAAAAUCUAGUUUCGUAACGGUGAGACGGGCUUCAAGACCUAGUGUCACGUUUGAUGAGCAGAAUUAUGUUCGGGAGCCAGAGGAGCAAGAGGAGCAAGAGGAGCUAGAGGAGCAAUUGGAGCCAGAGGAGCAGGAGGAUGAGCUGAUUGCCGAAGGUGACUCGGUGGCCGAGGAAGAUGAGUUUGUGGUCGAGGAGAAUGAGUUUGUGAUGUUCGAGGAUGAUUUGGAGGUGACCGGGGCGAAUAGGGGGGUAAAAAGAAGUUCGCAGGAUCCUGAUUCUCAGUCGGAUAGGUCGAAGAGAGCUAGGAUUUGAUUAGUAAGGUGUUGAUUUAGUUUGAUAUUUAGUCUGUGUUUUAUUUGUUCUUUGCAGUCUUUGACGGCUUUCUUGUAGGAUUUUCUUUUUUUGUAUGU
Messenger RNA from Sclerotinia trifoliorum, 4984 nucleotides. NCBI's taxonomy places the organism in Eukaryota, Fungi, Ascomycota, Leotiomycetes, Helotiales, Sclerotiniaceae. The record is from the annotation of a GenBank genome assembly.